This is a messenger RNA of Lathyrus sativus (Indian pea), 2187 nucleotides long. The record is from the annotation of a GenBank genome assembly. Lineage: Eukaryota; Viridiplantae; Streptophyta; Magnoliopsida; Fabales; Fabaceae.
AUGAACAUGGAUUACAAAUCUCUCUCUUCUAUCUCCGUUUCAGAUAUUGAGUCCCUUGGAAUUUCAACACACGACGCUGCAACUCUCCACCACCAUCUCACAGAAUUAAUCACAAUUCAUGGAGCUGACGCGCCUGCCACGUGGAAGAACAUCACCACCAACAUCCUCAACCCACAACUACCUUUCUCCUUUCAUCAAAUGCUCUACUAUGGCUGCUUCAAGGAUUAUGGUACUGACCCGCCCGCUUGGUUACCCGACCCGAAAAGUGUUAGUUUGACGAAUGUUGGUCGGUUACUUGAGAGGAGGGGUAAAGAGUUUCUGGGAUCAGCGUAUAAGGAUCCAAUUACAAGCUUUGCUGAUUUCCACAAAUUUUCACUCUCAAACCCUCAGGUUUAUUGGAAAACUGUGCUCGAUGAAAUGAACAUAUCGUUUUCUAAACCACCCCAAUGCAUCUUGAGUGAGAAUCUCAGUGAGGACGGUUCAUCUUCUUAUCCUAGUGGUCAAUGGCUUCCUGGAGCAUCGGUUAAUCCUGCACUCAAUUGCUUGAAUUUGAAAGGCAACAGAAGUUUGAAUGACACAGUAAUAAUAUGGCGCGAUGAAUUGCAAGAUGAUCUUCCUCUUCAAAGGAUGACGCUUGACGAAUUGCGUCAAGAGGUUUGGUUAGUUGCCUAUGCUCUUGAAUCACUGGGUCUGGAGAAAGGAUCUGCAAUUGCGAUUGACAUGCCAAUGAAUUGUAAAUCUGUGGUCAUCUAUCUGGCUAUCGUUCUUGCAGGUUAUGUUGUUGUAUCGAUAGCUGAUAGUUUUGCAGCACGUGAAAUAUCAACCAGGCUUAAAAUAUCAAAUGCAAAAGUCAUAUUUACUCAGGAUCUCAUACUUCGUGGCGAUAAAGCCCUCCCACUUUACAGUAGAAUUGUGGAAGCACAAUCUCCUACCGCAAUAGUUAUCCCAGCUAGAGGCUCUGGAUUUAGCAUGGAACUGCGCAACGGGGACUUUUCUUGGUGUGAUUUUUUGGAGAGAGUCAAUAAUAUCAAAGGCAAGGAAUUCAUAGCUGCGGAACAACCAGUAGAAACAUUUACAAACAUUCUCUUUUCUUCAGGAACAACAGGUGAUCCAAAGGCAAUUCCGUGGACCAAUAUUACACCACUAAAAGCUGCUGCAGAUGCAUGGUGCCACUUGGAUGUUCGUAAAGGUGAUGUAGUUUCCUGGCCCACUAAUCUUGGAUGGAUGAUGGGGCCAUGGCUAGUAUAUGCAUCAUUGCUAAAUGGAGCUUCAAUGGCUUUGUAUAAUGGAUCCCCGCUUGGGUCUGGUUUUGCCAAGUUUGUACAGGAUGCUAAAGUAACAAUGCUCGGUGUGAUUCCAAGUCUUGUACGGAGCUGGAGAAACGCAAAUUCCACAUCCGGCUAUGAUUGGUCUGCUAUCCGUUGCUUUGCAUCCACCGGAGAAGCAUCUAACGUAGAUGAAUACUUGUGGCUGAUGGGAAGAGGUCGUUACCAGCCUAUCAUUGAAUAUUGUGGUGGUACAGAGAUUGGGGGUGCAUUCGUCACUGGAUCAUUGCUGCAGGCUCAGUCAUUAGCUGCUUUUAGCACACCAGCUAUGGGCUGCAAUUUGUUUAUUCUUGGUGAAGAUGGGCAUCCUAUUCCAGAGAAUGCUCCAGGAAUAGGUGAGUUAGCUCUUGGCUCCCUUAUGCUUGGGGCAUCAAAUGCAUUGCUGAAUGCUGAUCAUUAUGGUGUCUAUUUCAAGGGAAUGGCUCUUUGGAAUGGAAAGGUUUUACGGAGGCAUGGAGAUGUAUUUGAGCGUACUGCUAGAGGAUACUAUCAUGCGCAUGGUCGUGCAGAUGAUACAAUGAACCUUGGAGGAAUUAAGGUGAGUUCGGUUGAGAUUGAACGCAUAUGCAAUGGAGUAGACAGUAAUAUUGUGGAAACAGCUGCAAUAGGGAUACCGCCUUCUGGUGGUGGGCCGGAGCAGUUGGCUAUAGCUGCUGUGUUAAAGAACUUAAACGUGACAGCACAAGAUUUACAGAAACUGAAGAUGUCUUUUAAUUCAGCUCUCCAAAAAACACUAAAUCCAUUAUUCAGGGUCUCUCAAGUAGUACCAGUGGCAUCUCUUCCAAGGACGGCAUCCAACAAGGUUAUGAGAAGGGUUUUGCGGCAGCAACUUGCGGAAUAUAGCCAAAGUUCUAAAAUAUAA